AUGGGUGAUGAUAAUCAGCGAGAAAACGUAUUUCCAACGAGACAAUCUCUAGGAUUGAUGAAAACAAAGCUCAAAGGAGCGACAACAGGGCAUUCACUUUUAAAACGCAAAUCAGAAGCACUUACAAAACAAUUCAGAACAAUUAUUAAGUCGAUUGACGAUACAAAGAUGGAAAUGGGGCGUACAAUGCAAUUGGCAGCUUUUUCAUUGGCUGAAAUGAGCUAUGUAACGGGUGAUGAGGUGAAAUACCAAAUUCUGGAAAGUGCACGAACAUCAAGUUGCCGUCUCAAAACAAAACAUGAAAACAUCAGUGGGGUAUUUUUGCCUGUAUAUGAAUGUGUUAUUAACAAUGAAAACGAUCAUCGGCUCAUUGGUCUUGGAAAAGGCGGCCAACAAGUACAGAAAUGCCAGGAAACACACAUCAAAGCCAUCAACAUCCUUGUAAAGCUUGCUUCUUUACAAGUAUUUUAUCCUCCCAAAUCUCCAGCCAUUAACAAUGUAGACCGCCUUUAUCAUCCUCGACGACGUCAUCAAAACUACAAACCGCAGAAAAAUACCAUCAAAUAUAUCAAUUCUGAGCUCGAAGAACUCGAGAGGGAAGACUUUACACGUCUUAAAAAAAUUCAAGUCAAAAAGAAGCGCGAUAUAGACUCUGAAAACAAAAAAUAUACAUCUGCUGCCCCCUCCGACGCCUCUACACCCUCCUCCUGCCCCUCUUCUCUCGGGGUUCCUCCCCCAAGUGCUCUUCAGACCGCUGAUGACGAUGACAUUAUUUUUUAG
Molecule: messenger RNA, 780 nt
Organism: Pneumocystis jirovecii RU7
Lineage: Eukaryota; Fungi; Ascomycota; Pneumocystomycetes; Pneumocystales; Pneumocystaceae
Product: H(+)-transporting V1 sector ATPase subunit D
Exons: 4
Coding region: 1-780 (259 amino acids)
Biological process (GO): vacuolar acidification
Cellular component (GO): vacuolar proton-transporting V-type ATPase complex; fungal-type vacuole membrane
Molecular function (GO): proton-transporting ATPase activity, rotational mechanism
Source: RefSeq, a predicted model, not a curated record